AGCGAGAGAGAGAGAGAGAGAGAGGUGGGGUGAACUGUAUCGUUUAAAUAUGGGAAGUCAAGGCAGCAGUGAUGCACUGAAGCACCAAAGCAGUCAAGAUAAAGUGCCAGAUAAACUAAGUCCAGGAUGCAGAGAAAAAUGAUGAUCACGCAACUGCUCACAUUUCUUCAAAUAUUCAUCUUGUGAAUAAGAAGAGGAUAAAGCCCUCAAGGAGCCCACAAACGGCAGGUUAGAAAGUCAAAUAACCUUCUUGCCAAUCAGCAACAUGCCGGAGCUAAACUGCUCCCGUGCAGCUCUUUUCACAACUGGAGACCAAGUUUUCAGUGACAUAGGCUGCCCUGAGGUUGCUGUGGUGUGUGGGAUGAAUAUCUCCUGGGUGUUGGCUAAUGCUACAGAACAAGAUCUGGAUGACAUGUGCUUGAGCGAGGAGGAGUACCUGGCCAGGCACCUGGGGCCUCUGAGGUCCCCUGUGUUCCUUCCAGUCUGUCUGACCUACCUCACCAUCUUCAUGGUGGGCGUACUGGGCAAUUUCCUGACCUGUGCAGUGAUUUUGCGCUACCGGGUGAUGCAGACUCCCACCAACUACUAUCUGCUGAGCCUGGCUGUGUCUGACCUGCUGGUGCUGCUGCUGGGCAUGCCGUUAGAGCUCUACGAGUUGUGGCAGAACUACCCCUUUGUGCUCGGGGAGGGAGGCUGCUACUUCAAAACCUUCCUGUUUGAGACCGUCUGCUUCGCCUCCAUCCUCAACGUCACAGCGCUCAGCAUGGAGCGCUACUUGGCAGUGGUGCACCCCCUCAAAGUCAAAUACAUGACCACACAUGCUCAUGUCAAGAGGGUCAUCUUCAUUCUGUGGGUGCUGUCCAUGCUGUGUGCUGUGCCAAACACCAGUCUGCAUGGGAUUUCGGUGCUGCCUCCAAGGUUUGGACGACAGUUUCCCCGAUCUGCUAUCUGCUUUGUGGUCAAGUCCACCAGGAUAUACAACCAGAUCAUCCUGAUUUCCACGUUGGUCUUCUUCCUGCUCCCCAUGCUGAUGAUUAGCAUUCUCUACCUGCUCAUUGGCUUGCGGCUGCACAGGGAGAGGGUGAUGACCGUGGUGGACACCAGGUGUAGCUUCGGACCAGAAAGUCGCUCCAGGGCCAACAUGCAGAAGCUGAACAAACGCAACCUGCAAGUCACCAAAAUGCUGUGUGUGCUGGUGGGUAUGUUCGGCAUUUGCUGGGCUCCCUUCCACUUGGACCGCUUGAUAUGGAGCUACAUUGACGCCUCGUCUGAGCAGCACCUCAGGGUCUUCGAGCACGUCCACAUCGUCUCCGGAGUCUGCUUCUACCUGAGCUCUGCCAUCAACCCCAUCCUCUACAGCCUCAUGUCCACCAGGUUCAGAGAAAUGUUCAGUCACAUUACCUGUUAUUGUAACAGCCGGCCAACUCGCUCCAGAUUACAGAUGACCCAACGCAGCACCUUGAGCGAGACAAUGACCAACAGUACGAAAUGGACUUAGGCUCUUCUGAGCCAGUCUGGGUGAAAGGAAGUCCAAGAAUAUUAUACACAGAUGAGGGAGAAAUUAAAGGAAAAACUGAAUUUGAGUGGAGAAAUGCAACUAACACCUAUGGGAGGUUAGCUAAAUAAAUGUGAAUGUAAAAUGGCAGUAGCGCUCAGAGACUUAAAGAAUCUAUUCCAAGGAGCAGUGAAGCUGUUCUGAAGACUUGUGGUGUUCCACCACCUUACUAGGACACUUUAUGUUGGUUUUUCCUUUAAUUUGUUACCCAUUCGAACAUAUAAGUAGCCCAUAGAUCUUCAAAUGGGAAGGUCUUAGCCCCAAAUGGAAGGAUAUUACCCUCUAAGUGGUGGGGGAUGUCAGAUGAAGAUGACCAGACAUUACCCUGCAUGGAUAGAACCAUGUGAGCAAAGGCUACGUGACAAGCCUCAAAGGGCCAGUGUGUAACAUUUUGGAGGAGCUAUUGGCAGAAAUGGAAUGUAAUAUUUAUAAAAAUACAAUAAAGCACAGGAUCUGAUGCAGUGUUCUCUACUGUUUAAUAAAAGCAUGCAUGUUUUUCUCAG
This is a messenger RNA of Siniperca chuatsi (mandarin fish), 2058 nucleotides long. RefSeq names its product neuromedin-U receptor 1-like. The record is from RefSeq and is a predicted model, not a curated record. Gene Ontology annotation, molecular function: neuromedin U receptor activity. Gene Ontology annotation, biological process: G protein-coupled receptor signaling pathway. The coding region runs from base 266 to 1498 and encodes 410 amino acids. The transcript is spliced from 4 exons. NCBI's taxonomy places the organism in Eukaryota, Metazoa, Chordata, Actinopteri, Centrarchiformes, Sinipercidae. Gene Ontology annotation, cellular component: plasma membrane.